AACAUCAAAACAAUGGCAGCCGCCGCCGACCUCAAACUUGAAAGCUCCAGGCUGGAGGAAAAGGUACGCGGACACUUGUUACCCUGCGAAAUCAAGCACCGUGGCGCCGCCAAAGUGUCGUCCUUCUUCGAGCCUUUCGUCGAGCCCGUGCAAGACUCCAAGGACGUGCUCAAAGCGUCGUUCAGGGGACGACCCCUCAUAGGCCGGCAAGUGCCGGUUCCUCCAGACUUCGCUGGCGUCGUCUUCAAGACAGCAGCCACGGACUCGGAUUCCAAGUCGCUCUACGCUUCGGGCAGGUUCGACGAGUUCGUCUGCUGGAACUGGAGCACGGCCCCUUCGAACAACGACAAGGUCGCGCAACUGGACGACUGGGUCGCGGUGGCGAACGCGCUUCACGCAAACUCUGACGGGUAGCUGUACCCCAUCAUCAUUCAACAUGACAUCGUUUUGUUUCUUCGUG
Molecule: messenger RNA, 460 nt
Organism: Ixodes scapularis (black-legged tick)
Lineage: Eukaryota; Metazoa; Arthropoda; Arachnida; Ixodida; Ixodidae
Product: ribonuclease H2 subunit C
Exons: 1
Coding region: 13-414 (133 amino acids)
Biological process (GO): RNA catabolic process
Cellular component (GO): ribonuclease H2 complex
Source: RefSeq, a predicted model, not a curated record